AUGAGUGAGGAAGAGUGGUCAGAUUUGGAGCCUGUCAACCUUUUCAGUCUCUCUGUCUAAUCCAAUUUGGAAAACCUGUUUGAAUUCAAGUGUAAACAAUCAGGUGCUGUUUUCACAUUUGGAAAAAGCAAAUUUGCAGAAAAUAUUCCUAGCAAGUUUUGGUUUAAAAAUGACAAGCCUUUGUAUAUAUCAUGUGGAGAUGAACAUACUGCUAUUGUUACAGGAAAUGGUAAACUUUACAUGUUUGGCAGCAAUAACUGGGGCCAGUUAGGACUAGGAACAAAGAAUACUAUCAACAAGCCAACUUGUGUAAAAGCUUUAAAACCAGAAAAAGUUAAACUUGCUGCUUGCGGGAGAAACCACACUUUAGUUUACACAGAACGAGGACAUGUAUAUGCUGCUGGAGGUAACAGUGAAGGGCAGUUGGGAUUAGGUGACACAGAGGAAAGAAGCACGUUUCAUCUAAUUAGUUUUUUUACCAACCAGUACAAGAUCAAACAGCUGGCAGCUGGAUCUUACACAUCAGCAGCACUAACCGAGGAUGGACAUCUUUUCGUGUGGGGUGACAAUUCUGAAGGUCAGAUUGGCCUGGCUGGUGAAGCCAGUGUGUGUGUACCUUGUCAAGUGGAUGUUGGAAAGCCUGUUUCCUGGGUCUCCUGUGGAUAUUACCAUUCUGCUUUGGUAACAAGAGAUGGUGAGCUCUACACUUUUGGAGAGCCUGAGAAUGGGAAGCUAGGUUUGUCGCCUGAACAACUGAAAAACAGUAGGGUUCCACAGCUUGUUCCUGGAAUUUUGGAAAGGGUUAAUAAGGUAGCUUGUGGUGGAGGACAUACAGUGGCACUUACAGAAACAGAUGUAUACACCUUUGGCCUUGGACAAUAUGGGCAACUUGGACAUGGUACAUUUAUUUUUGAAACCUCGGUACCAAAGGCAGUGGAACAUCUGAAGAGGCAUAAAAUAUGUAACAUUGCAUGUGGGGAAAAUCAUACAGCUGUAAUAGCAGACAAUGGCCUUAUGUUUACUUUUGGAGAUGGACGACAUGGCAAGUUAGGACUUGGAGAAGAGAAUUUUACUAAUCAAUUCAUACCCACCUUAUGUUCUAAUUUCUUGAAGUUUGCAGUCUAUUUGGUUGCUUGUGGUGGCUGUCACAUGCUCGUUUUUGCCACUCCAAGGCCUAAAGGGUCUGAAGAAAUACAUGAAGAUUUACGUGAAAACUGUUUGGCUGCUACUAUCUCUAAACUGGGUGGUGAUUCAUUAGUAACUAACACCUUGCAGAGAACGUUCUCGGCUCGAAUGCGACGGAGAGAGAGGGAAAAAUCUCCAGAACAGUUUUGUCGAAUGGUGCGAACGUUACCUCCGUUGGGAGAAGGCUCCCUAAAACCUUCUUUACGUGCUGCCAGCAACACUGUCCCACUCAGUUUACUAACAACAAACCACCCUGAUGUAACGGAAGUGAAUACAAAUAAAGUGAUUGAAUCUACUGUGGACUGUAAAACAGAGGAUCGGAAGCAGGAAAAAAAUAAACCUGAAGAAAGUACCACGGAGGAAGAUUCAGAUAAGGAAAGUGAUGACAGAAACCUUGGAAACACAACUGAUGUUCUAAAUAUGACACAUAUGAUGAGACUGAAUCCCAGUGACCAAUCCUUAAAAUUAUCACCAGUUCAAAAACAAAAGGAUCAAAAAACUUCUGAAGAUGAAGAGACUGAUGAUGAUGAUGAUGAUGAUGAUGAUGAAGAAAUAACAGACAAAGAAGAGGAGGAGGAGGGGGAAGAGGAGGGAGGCAGCAAUGAUGAUGGGAAAGUGCAUGAAAAGGAGGAGCAUGACAGUAAAACACCUGAGGGAGAAAGAAGCAAUAACACCACUGCAGAAACUACAGAGGAAGAGAAGACCACCCAAGAAGAGAAAAUACUUCAGCAAGAGAGAGAAAAUACCCCUGACACUCAUCCUGAGAACAAUUCUUCAGGGGCAAUUUUGGAAAGUGGUGAUAGAAUAUCUGGAGGAAUACUUGGAAGGACUAAAAAGUUUUCUCUGUUUAAGCGAAAGUCGUUGACGAGUCAGAAAAAUGUACAUAACAGCAAUGAAGGUAAAUCUGAAAAGCCACUCCAAAGUGAAAAGGAUAAAGGAAAGGAAGCAGGUUUAUCUGGCGGUGACAGGAAAGACGAAAACCAAAAUCACACGAGGGAGAAUCCUAAGGAAACCACAACUAACCAGGGCAGAAAGACCAAGUCCUCUACUUGUGUAAUACUGUAAUGCUGUCAGAAUAUAUAUUUGACAGGCUGCAAGCACAUGUUGCAAUUUAUACUUGAAAACAAUUAUGACUUAUUACUGGUGACAGAUUUUUUAAAAAUAAUUAAGUUGUUUGCCUUGGUUUUGGACUUGAAGACCAGGGUUUUGGUAUUUAUUUCUUUUGAUAAUUUUAGUAAUUGAAACUGAGCUUAUCAGAAUGUUACUGAAGUGUUGUGGCCUUAACUGUUCAAUGUUGUAAUAAAAAUAUAUUUUUGUAUGUGAAAAGUUGGA
Messenger RNA from Mauremys reevesii (Reeves's turtle), 2517 nucleotides. RefSeq names its product X-linked retinitis pigmentosa GTPase regulator-like. Gene Ontology annotation, biological process: visual perception; ubiquitin-dependent protein catabolic process; protein ubiquitination. Bases 241 to 2250 code for a protein of 669 amino acids. Gene Ontology annotation, cellular component: photoreceptor outer segment. NCBI's taxonomy places the organism in Eukaryota, Metazoa, Chordata, Testudines, Geoemydidae. The record is from RefSeq and is a predicted model, not a curated record. Gene Ontology annotation, molecular function: ubiquitin protein ligase activity. The transcript is spliced from 17 exons.